Prorocentrum cordatum is the source of this 1823-nucleotide messenger RNA. NCBI's taxonomy places the organism in Eukaryota, Dinophyceae, Prorocentrales, Prorocentraceae. The record is from the annotation of a GenBank genome assembly.
AUGCCGAAGCGCCCCCGCAGCAAACACCUGGCGACGCGCGCGAGGAGGCGCCGGCUUCAGGACGCCGGCGCCGCGGCGUCAGGGAGCGGCCCCGCUGCGGCGGCCCCGGAGCCCGACCCGGGCGAUCCCGUCCCCAGUCACGGCGCCUUCGGCCGCAUGAUCGACGAGGCGGUCGGGCGCUUCGAGGCCCACUACCGGCUUCAGAAGCUGGUGGCCACAGAAGCCGAGUUCGAAGAACAACUGAGGAGCUGCAUCCGGCAGCCCCUGCCCGUCGCCUUCCGCCUCUGCGUGGGGGCAGGCCCGGGGCGGGCCGCGGCCCGGUCGGAGCUCGACGAGCUGCUGGCCGCCUGCGGCGAGGGCUGCACGACCGCCAGGGGCCGCUGGGUGCCCGCGCCGCGCCGCUUCGAGUUCUCGGACUCCGUGCAGCUGGCAUGCGACGCCAGGACGCUGCGCCAGGAGCAGCGGGAGGCUCCUGGAUCACCGCUGGCCGCGAUCGCCUCGUGGCUCGCCCGGCACGCCGGGGCGGCCGGCGUCGCGUCGCGGCAGGAGGUGGCCAGCACCUUGCCUGUGGCGUUGUUGGAGGUCGAGCCCGGGCACUCCGUGCUCGACAUGUGCGCCUCGCCAGGCUCGAAGACGAUGCAGGCCCUGGAGCGGGUGCACGACCGCCGCGGCUUCCUCGAGGCCUCCGGCAUGGUGGUGGCCAACGAGCUCUCCGCCGACCGGGGGCACGUGCUGGCCCGGCGGUGCAGCAGCCAGGGCGCCGCGUGCGCGCACUUCGCCGUGACCCAGUACAAGGCACAGGUGUUCCCGGGGCCGACCAGCUACUUCGACCGCAUCAUCUGCGACGUUCCCUGCAGCGGAGACGGCGCGAUCCGCAAGUACCCCGAGAAGUGGAAGAGCUGGGCUCCGCACCACGGGCGCAUGCUCCACUCCCUGCAGCUCCAGAUCGCCAUGCGCGCGGCCGCGCUCCUGAGGACCGGGGGGCUGCUGUGCUACAGCACUUGCUCCUUCAACCCGCUGGAGAACGAGGCCGUGGUCGCCUCGCUGCUCUCGAGGACCGGUGGGGCCCUGGAGCUGGUGCUGCAGCCUUCCAUACCAGGCCUCCAGACACGGCCAGGUCUCGCCAGCUGGGUUGUCGUCGAUGAGUCGUUGGGCUCCCUCGGCAGCUACGAGGAGGCCAUGUCGCGGCUGAGACCAGCGGAGCGCAGGCGGUACCGGCGGUCGAUGUGGCCCCCGGAGUCGGACCGCCGCCUCGACCGGUGCGUUCGGCUGCUGCCCUUCCUGCAGAACACCGGGGGCUUCUUCGUCGCCGUGCUGCGCAAGCGGAGCGACUGGCCCCCUCCCUCGCCGCGCGCGCCGCCAGACGCGUCGCUGGGCGCGGCGCCCCGAUGGCGUCCGCCCGACAGCGUCGAGCAGCUGCUGGAGGCCGUCGGCGGGCCGCUGACGGCGGGGCAGCUGCUGUCCUGGGGCGAGCGCGGGGCGUUCGCCUGUGGUUCGCGGCUGGCCGCCUUCGCAUACGCGCCGCGCCGGCGGCGCCUCGCCCUCGUCUGCGCGGGCGUGCGCGUCGCAGAGCGGCGCGCGCGUGGGGAGCUCUGGCGCCCGACGGCCGCCGCCGCGGAGCUCCUGGCGGCCGCGGCGGGCGGCGGCCGGGCGCCGGAGGCGAACGCCGCUGCGGCGAGGAAGCUGCAGGGGCUGCACCGCUGCGCUGGCUGCGGCCGUGAGCGGGCAGGCGUGUGCUUCUCGCGCAAGAUGCUGACCCGCCAGCCGGAGAAGCGCAGGUGCGCGGAGUGCGUGGCGCCGGUCGGCCAAGGAUCCACACAUGG